Messenger RNA from Exophiala xenobiotica, 1335 nucleotides. RefSeq lists its product as uncharacterized. Lineage: Eukaryota; Fungi; Ascomycota; Eurotiomycetes; Chaetothyriales; Herpotrichiellaceae. The record is from RefSeq and is a predicted model, not a curated record. The transcript is spliced from 3 exons. Bases 1 to 1326 code for a protein of 441 amino acids.
AUGACUCUUCUCGUCCUCAGUGGUAGUUGCAAGCACGAUAUGCGACUCAUCAACACCAAUACCGGCGAGUUCGAGACGUUCUGGGAUACUCAGCGUCCACAGUAUGCAAUCUUGUCCCAUACUUGGGGAGACGAAGAAGUCUCGUAUCUAGACUAUUUGUUCCUCACUAGUAAUCUGCCUGCGACGUCAGCAGGAGUCGUCCACGCAUUGCUGAAAACUCCUCGAGCCGACAGCGCAGGGAUCAGAAAGAUUCAAAAUUGCUGCAAACUAGCGAACAGCAGGGGUUUUGGUUGGGUCUGGGUUGACACCUGCUGCAUUGACCAAAGUAGCAGUGCAGAAAUUUCGGAAGCCAUCAAUUCGAUGUGGGCUUGGUACCGGGAUGCGGCAGAGUGCUACGUGUAUCUCGUCGAUGUCUCGGCAAUGCCACAAAGGGAUACUGCAGUCGAUGACCUACACGCCGACGAGGCUAUCAGAGAGCAAUUCCGGAGUGCUCGAUGGUUCGGACGUGGAUGGACUCUUCAAGAACUACUUGCUCCGAAAAUUGAAUUGUUCUGUAACAAUCUCUGGGAGGUCAUCGCCGAAAAGUCUGAUAUAGGGGAGGAGCUGUCCAAGAUCACCAAAAUUCCCCUGGUCUUCCUCGAUGGCACUGUUUCACCUUCGGAUAACAAACUUUGCAGUAUAGCAAUGCGGAUGAGCUGGGUUUCUCGCCGUCAGACGACUCGCAUCGAGGAUAUGGCAUAUUGUAUGCUCGGACUGUUCGAUGUACACAUGCCUCUCAUUUACGGCGAGGGCCGAAAGGCUUUCAUGCGUCUACAACUGGAGAUUCUCAAGAAGAGUGACGACGAUUCUAUCUACGCAUGGAAAGCGCCCUUGGACAAGUCAGGCUUACUUGCGACAUGGCCAACUGCUUUCGUAGAUAGCGACGACAUUAUUCAGAUUGUAUUCCCUGAUGACCCGACUCCUUGGAUUCCUCCAAUAAUGACGAGCAUCGGUCUCGAGAUGCGAGGGCGGUACAAGAGGGACGACCCGUAUCAGGAUUCCGUCGAUGUACGACACGGGGUACAUACCAUCCAUACGUCAAUCAAUACAGCUGGGCGUGUUUCUUUAGUUAUGUACUGCGGACCCAAGAAAGAAUCGCAGCCUCCGACCACUUAUGAAUCAAAGCACAAAGACCGAGUGGUGGCACUGGUGCUCGACCUGCGACGUAUCGGGUCUACGUGGCAGAGGGUGAAUUGCAAAAAGCUACAAUUCGCUCAAUAUAUCAUGGAAAAACCAGCCAAGGUGGAAGCAUACAAAAUAUUCUACGUUGAACAGCAAGGCUUGUGACAAAGGACC